AUGGCAUCCAACUCAAGUUCCACCGUGACAGCUGAAACACUCUCCGAGGCUCUUCCCACUAUGGCGAUGGCCACUCAGGCCAUACAUGCAGAUGACUUUGUCAGCUCUCACCGAGCCAUUGCGCCUCCAUUACACCUCGCAGUCAACUAUCGAUAUUCAAGAGACCCUGAGCAGCUUGUUCUAGGCGAAAACAAAGAUCCCAAUGCUCCUAACGAAUCUUUCGUUUAUUCACGCUAUUCCGGACCCAACAGUAAUCGCUUUGAAACGGUUCUCAAGAACAUUUUCAAAGGAGGGAUCAUGACAUACUCGACAGGUCUUGCUGCAUUCCAUGCGAUUAUGGUCCUAUUGAACCCAAAGCGAGUGUUUAUUGGGGAUGGAUAUCAUGGUGUUCAUGGCAACAUUGAUGUUAUGGCCAAACUUACCGGUGUUCAAAAGCUAAGCCUCGACCAACUUGAUCAGAUGGGCCCAGGAGACUUGAUUCAUAUUGAGACACCUGUCAAUCCAACCGGAGAGGCACGAAACUUGGCAUUCUAUAGUGCCAAGGCUCAUGCUGCUGGAGCAUACAUCUCGGUUGACGCAACUUUUGGGCCUCCCCCUUUACAAGAUCCAUUGCAAUUUGGCGCCGAUAUUGUGCUUCACAGCGGUACGAAAUAUAUAGGAGGUCAUUCUGACAUGAUGUGUGGUAUCCUUGUGGUUCAUCCUGAUCGUGUUAGCCAAGGGUGGCUUGAUACGCUUUACUCGGAGCGGCUUGUCCUGGGCAACGUAAUGGGAAACCUUGAAGGCUGGCUAGGCCUUCGAUCUCUUCGAACGCUUCAGCUCCGUGUGAAACAGCAAUCUCAAACUGCCGAACGCCUAGUGAACUGGAUUCAUAAGGAAAUGCGUGAUCCGUCCUCCGUCGUCGGGCGUGUUGUUGACAGCAUUCGACAUGCCUCAUUACAGGAGGAAGACCUCGAGGAUGGAUGGCUACAACAGCAGAUGGCUGGAGGGUUUGGGCCAGUCUUUGCUAUCUGGCUCAAGAGUGCUGAUCAUGCAAAGCGUCUUCCCAGCAAGCUGUUCAUCUUUCAGCAUGCGACUAGCCUUGGUGAUGUUGAAAGUUUGAUCGAAUGGAGAGCCAUGAGUGAUGCAACAUGCGACCCUAGGCUACUUCGUAUUAGCUGCGGCUUGGAGGAUGCUGGUGACCUACAGCAAGACCUUCUCCAGGGCUUCCAAGCUCUUUCUAAAUGA
Messenger RNA from Penicillium macrosclerotiorum, 1224 nucleotides. RefSeq lists its product as uncharacterized. Gene Ontology annotation, molecular function: carbon-sulfur lyase activity; pyridoxal phosphate binding. Bases 1 to 1224 code for a protein of 407 amino acids. Gene Ontology annotation, biological process: transsulfuration. Gene Ontology annotation, cellular component: cytoplasm. Lineage: Eukaryota; Fungi; Ascomycota; Eurotiomycetes; Eurotiales; Aspergillaceae. The transcript has 2 exons. The record is from RefSeq and is a predicted model, not a curated record.